AUGCUGCAAUGCUCCGGCCCAGCUUGCUACGCCUUGGUCAUUGACCUCGGCACUUUGUGCGACAAAAACAUAGCGAAGAAGAAGAUCUCCGGCACUCCAGGGUAUAUGGCGCCCGAAGUCUAUCCUCCAACACUCCAUGCAGGGAUUCCGUCCAACGAUGUCUGGGCCAUGGGGGUGACCUUAUUUCAGCUACUCUACAUGGCUUACCCUGAUUACACCAGCAUGUGGGGUGCCAAUAUCAAGGACCUGCUGAAGUACCAGCCUGAGAAGGACCCCAACAUGCCAAAGGAGCGCACCAACCUGGAUCAGCUCGUGGUAGACAUGCUGAACGUCAACCACACGACCAGGAUCAGCCUGCCGGAGGCCAGACAACGCUUGCGCCGCAUUAUCGAAUUGCAAGAACCAAAGCAGGAGGUCCUCGAUAUGAUUCACAAGACUCCAGCAGAGCGGGGCCUCAGCAACACGCUUCCUGAUUGCAUCAACGUCCCGACAGAAGAAGAGACCAGGGCAGAGGAGGACGAAGAAGAACAGGAGGAGGUGGAUUUGCUGGCGGCUGGUGGAGCUCGUCCCGGUGCCAAGGGGGAUUCGGUGGAUGAUGAGGUUUGCCGCGGAAAACCCUGGAACGCAGAAGGCGGGCUGGAUGGAGUUCAUCAAGAUAUCCAAGCGUCGAAGUCAAAGUGUCCGGUGGGCGCUUUGUGGUGGUUCCAGCAGGUUUUAUUGCCAUGCUAUAUAUAG
Messenger RNA from Cladocopium goreaui, 735 nucleotides. Lineage: Eukaryota; Dinophyceae; Suessiales; Symbiodiniaceae. The record is from the annotation of a GenBank genome assembly.